Molecule: messenger RNA, 960 nt
Organism: Cariama cristata (Red-legged seriema)
Lineage: Eukaryota; Metazoa; Chordata; Aves; Cariamiformes; Cariamidae
Product: mas-related G-protein coupled receptor member H-like
Exons: 1
Biological process (GO): G protein-coupled receptor signaling pathway
Cellular component (GO): membrane
Molecular function (GO): G protein-coupled receptor activity
Source: RefSeq, a predicted model, not a curated record
AACCGGACACCCCCACCUCCCACAUCUCCCGUGCCAGAGACCGAUGGAGACGACCUGUGCAGGAUAGAUGUCACCGACAUGGCCAUAGACGGUGUCACACUGCUCGUCUGCCUCAUUGGGCUGGUGGGGAACGGGGCCGUCCUCUGGAUCCUCGUUUUACGCAUCCGCAAGAAUCCCAUAACCGUCUACUUCCGAAGCCUGGCCUUCAUCAACUUCAUCUUCCUCCUCUUCAUGGCCAUCUCAUCCCUCCUCUACAUGAUAGAGAAUGCCUCCUGCUCUGCUAACCUGCCCACGCUGUCACUGAGUUCGCUUUCCCAGCUCUCGCUGUUCUCCUACAACACAGUAGCGUACCUCCUGACAGCCAUCAGCAUCGAGAGGUGCGUGUCCAUUCUAUUCCCACUCUGGUACCGCUACCGCCGACCCCAGUACUUUUCGGAUGUGAUGUGUGACCUGUGCUGGUUCUUCUCCAUUAUUUUCUUUGCUGUAGCGACUUCUCUGUGCUUGUCACAUAAGCACGACCUCGAGCACUGCCGGAUGGCUCUCAUCUCCAUGUACGUCCUCAACUUCCUUGUCUUUGCCCCACUCAUGGUCAUUUCCAGCACAAUCCUCUUCAUUAAGGUCCUGUGUGCCUCCCAGCAGCGCCAACUCAGGAGGCUCUACAUCGUUAUCUUCCUUACUGUCCCCCUCUUUAUCAUCUUGGAGGUUCCCUGGAAUUUCCAGCAGCAGUUCUUACCCUGGCUGUGGAAGAGCUUCUCCGGAGGGAUCCGCCGCCCUGAGCCAUGCCCUGCCUCUCCCACGCCACGGCGCCCUGGCAAUUGGGAGGAACUUUUGGCCUCUCUGCCGGUUGCCCACCUGGCUACCUGGUUCUUUGCUGCAGUAGCCUUCGCCUGCUCCAAACCUCCAGGUCGCCUUCCGAAGGGUCUUCGAGGAGCCAGAGGACAACACCGCACGCAGCAAUGA